CGACAGUCCAACUGCCGACAACCGACCUAACAACUUCUCUCAUUAAAAACAACAAUGUAUAGAAAAAAAUUAAACGAUAAACCUAAAAGUCUACUCCAUUCAUUCAGUGAACAUUUUUAGAACGAUGAAUAUAAUUGAGCUCAAAAUAAUUGUGUGAGAAACUAAAUUGUGGUUUGAAUAAAACUUUAUUUGAUAAUGGCUGAUAAGUUGAAUGAGUAUCAAGGGGUUACGGGGAGGUUGCAUUCUACGAGGGAUAAGUGCAAGGAACGAUGGUCGCAAUGGAAGGAAGAGCAUCCUCGGGGAGUGAAAGAGGCUGUAAGGGAAGCCUUAUUCGCCGUACCCACAUCUGAUGAGCCUCCUGAGAGGGUGACACAUGAGGGAGAAUAUAGUGAUUUAUACAGGAGAAAAAGUAGACUCGAGCUGAUGCGAAUAUCGGCAGCAGUUAUGGGUAUAGAAUUCUCAUACGCCGGAGAGACUGCAUUCGUUUCGCCAACACUUUUGCAAAUCGGUGUUCCUCAUCAACAAAUGACCCUGGUAUGGGCGCUGUCGCCGCUUAUAGGGUUCUUUAUGACGCCGCUCCUGGGCUCUUUGAGUGACCGUUGCCAGUCCAAGUAUGGAAGACGACGACCGUUUAUUGUUUUGAUGUCAAUUGGAGUUUUUUUGGGCUUAAUUCUAGUUCCCAAUGGAGAGGACAUUGGUUACGCAAUGGGUGACGAAGGGUCUGUGAAUAGAACGGUUGUCCCAUCAUCGUUAGGCCCACGUAGUUCCGCACUUGAGAUCCAGAGUAACAACCACCAUCCCUGGGGCGUUCUGUUCACGGUUCUCGGGACUGUGUUGUUGGAUUUCGAUGCCGAUGCCUGUCAAAGUCCCGCUAGAGCUUAUUUACUAGAUGUGACAGUUCCAGAGGAUCAUGCCAAAGGCCUCAGUACAUUCACCGUUAUGGCUGGACUUGGAGGAUUCAUGGGCUACUCACUUGGAGGUAUAAACUGGGACGAAACUUCGUUAGGUGCUUUAUUCGGCGGCCAUGUUAGAGCGGUGUUCUUUUUGAUCACUAUUAUUUUUAUCGUAUGUGUAUCUGCUACCAUCACAAGUUUUAAAGAAAUCCCAUUGAACGAUCUCAAGGACAAUGAUGACUACAACAAAUUGAACGAUAGAGAUCAAAUUGAAGACAAUUUUAAUCAGGGAGAGAAUAUAGAAAAGAAUGGAUUAAAGAAAGAAAACAUUUCAUAUGGCUCCUUAAACCAACCUGACAUAAUCGUUGAGGAUGAAGUAAAUGGUACAAACACAAUAACAUUAAAGAUACCAGAAGCUCACGUUGGGGAGCCUCUGUCUCUCAAGCACUACCUCAAGUCUAUUGUGAUGAUGCCCAAGUCUCUACGUGUUGUGUGCCUCACAAACCUGUUCUGCUGGAUGGCUCAUGUCUGCUACUCUCUUUAUUUCACUGAUUUUGUCGGAGAAUCAGUUUUUGGAGGAAACCCUGCUGCGCCGGUGGGAAGUGAAAGUCGUAUAAAUUAUGAAGCUGGGGUCCGUUUCGGAUGCUGGGGGAUGGCGAUGUACUCGUUAUCUUGCGCUUGCUACUCUACUAUUAUUGAAAAGCUUAUAAAAAUGCUUGGGGCAAAGAAAGUGUACGUUGGUGGUCUAUGUACGUACAGCUGUGGAAUGAUGAUGCUGUGCCUCCUACGAGCUCGUGCUGCGGUUAUACUGUUCAGCUGGACUGCGGGUAUCAUGUACUCCACUCUCUUCACCAUGCCUUAUCUCCUGGUAGCGCACUACCAUGCUACUGGCAUGUGGGACAGCGAAGGAGGUGGCAGUGAACAGGAGCGCGGCAUCGGGACCGAUGUUGCAGUGGUCAGCAGCUGUGUCUUUGUGGCUCAACUCCUCAUAUCGGUGAUCAUGGGAUUCGCGGUGAAAAUCACCGGUUCAACAGCCGCAGUUGUAGCCGUUGCUGCCACGCUGGCAGGCGCCGCAGCAUUCACUGCUACCAAGAUCACUUAUCUCGAUUUGUAAAAAGCACCAAAGAUGUUACCGUCUUUAAUCGUGUCUAUUAUUUAUCUGCACACUCGCGAAUCACAAGCGGUAACGAGUACGGUACUUACGAGUUUACGAGUUUAAAAUGAUGAUUUACUGUAUCCGUAACUAAAACAUUAUUAUCAGCCUCUCCUCUCUCAUAGGAGAGAGGGAUUUAGAGAAUACUUUGGCGGAUGUUUUAAAUUGGCUGGCUUUAGCGACUAUUAUCAACAAUAAAUUAUAACCUUGGUCGGAAACCUAAAGAAUACACCGGGGCACUUUGGGGUUGGAACUGUCCAUUUUUCUGAUGAGGUUUUUUUUAAUAGAAAAACAUAGUAGGUACUUACGGUAAAUUUUUGGCCUAACCCAAGUAUCAAACUCAGUAGCUAGCAAUUAUCAGUCACACAUGUUAAUCGUUAGACUGAGGCAGAUAUUGUUGUUAAAUAAUAAUUUCAAUUAUUUUGGCCAAUUGGGUUGCAAUUAUAUAUAUAAUACAUUCGAAGUAUGCAUGAUUUAUGUUUAGUUAUGCAAUAUAUUCUAUCUGUAGACAUUGAUUAAAUGUAUAAUGUAAAUAAAAUUUAUUUAGUAUAAGCUGUUAUAGUUAAAUUUCGUAAUAUACUUUACCAAGAGUGUAGUAAGCACAAGUAU
This is a messenger RNA of Pararge aegeria (speckled wood butterfly), 2655 nucleotides long. It is a transcript of the gene lovit, whose product is annotated as proton-associated sugar transporter A. Gene Ontology annotation, molecular function: sucrose:proton symporter activity. The record is from RefSeq and is a predicted model, not a curated record. The coding region runs from base 196 to 2007 and encodes 603 amino acids. Gene Ontology annotation, biological process: transmembrane transport. Lineage: Eukaryota; Metazoa; Arthropoda; Insecta; Lepidoptera; Nymphalidae. The transcript has 9 exons. Gene Ontology annotation, cellular component: membrane.